This is a messenger RNA of Acyrthosiphon pisum (pea aphid), 2616 nucleotides long. It is a transcript of the gene Exo70, whose product is annotated as exocyst complex component 7. Gene Ontology annotation, cellular component: exocyst. The transcript has 14 exons. The coding region runs from base 134 to 2215 and encodes 693 amino acids. NCBI's taxonomy places the organism in Eukaryota, Metazoa, Arthropoda, Insecta, Hemiptera, Aphididae. Gene Ontology annotation, molecular function: phosphatidylinositol-4,5-bisphosphate binding. The record is from RefSeq and is a predicted model, not a curated record. Gene Ontology annotation, biological process: exocytosis.
UAUAUUUCUAUAAUAGUAAAAAAGUUAAAUUGUUUUGAAUUACUUCCGAAGUUCCGAAUUAAUUUUUUUUGUACCAUGUAGACAGUUUAAAAUAAUUAAAUUGAAUAAACAUUUUUAAUAAACGCAUAGAAUUAUGGAUUCCAGUGGAAAAUUAGAAAAGGAGCGGCAAAAUUUAGAAGCAUUUAAAGAACAGGUACAACGUAAUAACCAACUAUCAGAUAAAAUGGUCGAUAUCCUAACGUCGUUUGAAAAUAGACUUGGUAGACUUCAACAAACCAUACUGCCGAUUUAUAAUGAAAUGGAGAAUCUACAGUUAAAAAAGACAAACAUUGAAAAAACAAUGUCUGCAUUGGACAGAGUAAUAAUGUUUCAUGAUGUGUGUCCGAGAGUUGAAUCGAUUAUUUUAGGAAGACCAAAUGGGUCAGAUGGUUUGAAUGAGUACUUGGAUGCCAUGGAAAAACUACGUGAGGCACAAAACUAUUUUGAAAAAAAUAAUCCUCAAAGUGUUGAACUAGAAAAUGUGUCGUCACUGUUUAAGACUGGAGGAGAUAGUAUCCAGAGAGAGUUUAAAGAGAUCCUUUUAAAGCAUAGUAGACAUGUUCAACCGGCAAUUUUGGUCGAUAUUUCUACGAAUGAUGAUGAGUUGGUAACUGAUGAUUCAUCUUCUGUGAGUUCUAUUAGCCAUUUCUCUGAAAUUGUUUCCUCGGAUCUAAUUCGUUUAGCAGAUUGGUUAAUCAGUCAAUCUCGCGACGAAUACAUGAAUGUGUAUGCUAGAGUACGGGCUAACACUCUCACCAAAUCAAUGACUACUCUUAAAGAAUACCAGAAAACUGGAAGUGCUGGAAGCACUAAUAUGGCCAUUGGGCAAACUAUGGGUUCACCUUCAGUAAAGUCCAAAUUUCCCCAUAGAUCUGAAGUUACUGUCACUAGAAAAACUUCUAAACGUAUCCAACACGUAUUCGAGAAAAAAGCUAAUCGUAUGUUUUUGAAAGCAUCUCAAACAUUAGGACAGUCGACCGGCUUGAAUUUGGGGACAAGGAGACCUACUCUUAUAGAAAACCGCGAAGACAUUGUUGAUGAACAAGAAAUGGAAAAUUAUCUUAUUUCUGUAAUCGCUCUGCAAAAACUCAUGCAAGCAGAACUGUCACUAAUGGUUGGUAUAAUACCAAUCAAACAUCACCAUCAAGUAUUCCAAAUCAUUAUUCAAGAAAGCCUCGCUAAUAUUGUUCACGAAGGAGAGAGCAUAGCUACAAGAGCAAAAAGAUGUAUUCAUAGAAAAGAAUUUGCCAAUUUGUUUGUCAUGUUUCCAAUUUUAAAACAUUUGGCUGCCAUGAAGUCUGAAUUCGAACGUACAAUGGAAGGCUGUGAUCCCACCAUUAGAGGUCAAUAUUCAAUUAUACUCAAUACACUUCACUCCACGGGGGUUAGAACACUAGAAGAAAUAGUUGAAAGUGUGAGAACUGACAAUUCUAUGGGGUUGCCGCGAGAUGGCACAGUUUAUCAAUUAACUAGCGAUGUGCUUGUGUUGAUGGAACAACUUCUUGACUAUAUAGACAGUGUGGGUCCUCUUUUAGCUCAAGUGCCAUUAUAUAACAACAUGGUAUCACAUCAUAUCACUCCACCGGAAAAAUACAAGUAUCUUUUAGGACUUUAUAUCAAGAAAGUGUUGUCUCAGUUGAACCUGAUGCUUGUGAAUCGUAGUGACUCCUACAGCGAACCAGGUGUCAAAUAUUUGUUUCGUUUGAACAAUUGUCACUAUGUAGUCAAAUCAUUACAAAGGUCAGCUCUAUUAGAUAUAGUUUCUUUGACUGAACCUGAAUGUGAAAAUACCUAUGAUGAGAUGAUUGCGUCACAUAAAAAGUCUUAUCAACAAUGUUGGAAUAGAAUACUAGGUUUCAUAGUUAAUUUGGAUGAUGUUCAAGUUGUAAAUGGCAGACUCAAGGAUAAGGACCGUAAUAUAAUCAAAGAGAGAUUUUCUGGUUUUAAUAAAGAAAUUGAAGAAGUACUAAAGCUUCAAAGAGGUUAUACAAUACCUGAUGUUGAAUUACGAGAAGGGUUGAAACGUGAUAACAAGGAAUUUGUUUUACCGAAAUACAGUGCAUUUUAUGACAAAUUUUCUCAGUCAUCGUUUACCAAAAACCCAGAAAAAUAUGUCAAGUACACUCCAGCUCAAGUGUCUGCUAUGCUCGAUCGAUUUUUUGAUGUCGCUGCUUAAACCUCAGUAUCCAAUAUAGUAUUAUUUUAAAUACUUGUUUUUUUAUCAUGUUCUAAUCAUUCUUUAUUAUUAUUAUUGUUAUUUAUUUAUUUAGACAUGUUCAUUACAAAUUAAUAACUUUAUUUUUCAAUCUCUACCUUUUUUAUUCGACUGUAACAUCAAGUAAUAAGUGUUAAUCAUACAUUUAUUAAAUGUAUUGAACAAUUUUAUUAUUAUAGAAAUUAGAAAUAUUUAAUAGCAGACUGAUCAAAUUGUCGAAAUGUUCAUUUACAGUGAUACUCUCUAAAGGAUUAAUAUAUUAUAUUUUUUCAAUACUAAUGAAAAUUAUAUACCUUAUCCCUAUUAAAUUGUGAUUGUUAUUAUUUAUUUAUAUAAUUAAAAUUCAUAUUUUUUUAUAACAA